Messenger RNA from Vitis riparia (riverbank grape), 1056 nucleotides. Its product is annotated as gluconokinase. NCBI's taxonomy places the organism in Eukaryota, Viridiplantae, Streptophyta, Magnoliopsida, Vitales, Vitaceae. The record is from RefSeq and is a predicted model, not a curated record. Gene Ontology annotation, cellular component: cytoplasm. Gene Ontology annotation, molecular function: gluconokinase activity. Bases 138 to 692 code for a protein of 184 amino acids. The transcript has 4 exons.
UCAAUACGAUCCUAUCUGGGGUGGUUCUAUCCAAGCAAUCAUAUUUGACUACGUAACCUUCUCUCAGUUGGAUAAACAUCUCAUCAUUUCCUUCAUUGAUUAGCUUUCAAAUUGGCUUUCCCAUCACCUCAGCCUCCAUGGAUGCCAUGGAUUCCAAUCUUAAAGGGAUGGCUGUUGUGAUAAUGGGUGUCUGUGGGUCUGGGAAAUCUACAAUAGGGAAUAUGCUUGCAAAAGUCCUGAAUUGCAGCUUUCUUGAUGCUGAUGAUUUCCACCCAGAAUCAAAUAAAGAUAAGAUGAAGAGAGGGAUUGCUCUAUCAGACAAAGACCGGAUUCCCUGGCUUGAAACACUAAGGAAUGCUUUAAGAGAGCACUUGCUUAGCAACAACACUGUGGUUCUCGGGUGCUCUGCCCUGCAGAAGAAUUACCGAGAAAUUCUUAGGUCUGCAGACCCUAACUAUGAGCAUGGAAGCUUUGAAAGCAUGGUGAAGUUUGUUUUGUUGGAUGCCCGGGCUGAGGUGAUAGCCGCUCGGCUAGAGAAAAGAGCAGCAGAAGGGAAUCAUUUCAUGCCUCCAAACCUUCUUCAGUCUCAGUUGGACUCACUUCAGCUUGAUCCUUCAGAAGGCAUACUCAAGGUUGAUGCUACUCAAAGUCCUGACGAUACUGUCAAUGGCAUACAAGCUCUGAUCUUCUGAUCGUCAAUUCCUCAGACAAAAAUUAGGUAUUCAAGACCUUAUCUAGUUGAGAUGAAAAGGGGUUUUAUUUUAUUUUAUUUUUUAUUUUUAUUUAAUCUAAUUCAAGUUGAAGAUGGCUGCAUCAAACAUGACUGAUUGGUUUCAAAGUCUCACCAGAUUCAUUUCCAUGUUUUUUUCGUCACUAGGUGUAAUUGAACCCGAGCAUUUGCCUUAUGAAUAUACAGACAGGAAGUGAAAAGGAAUCCAUAGGAAUGACACAGACUCAAAUAACAACAAUGGCAGGAAUCUAAAAUUGGUGAAAAAUAGAUUUUAUUUUGUAACUGAACAUCAUUUCUUGAAAGUGCAAUGCCAUAGAUCUUGAUAA